Messenger RNA from Schizosaccharomyces octosporus yFS286, 3617 nucleotides. Its product is annotated as huntingtin-interacting protein. The record is from RefSeq and is a predicted model, not a curated record. Gene Ontology annotation, molecular function: clathrin-cargo adaptor activity; clathrin light chain binding; actin filament binding. Gene Ontology annotation, cellular component: actin cortical patch; clathrin-coated vesicle. The transcript has a single exon. Bases 187 to 3432 code for a protein of 1081 amino acids. NCBI's taxonomy places the organism in Eukaryota, Fungi, Ascomycota, Schizosaccharomycetes, Schizosaccharomycetales, Schizosaccharomycetaceae. Gene Ontology annotation, biological process: actin filament organization; clathrin coat assembly; endocytosis.
UAGCUCGUUCCGCUUCUCAAUUUCGUCCUUUCUGACAUGAUGUACCGAGAUGAUUCCUUUUAACAACCACCUUCUUUUCCAACAAAGGCAAUUGCCUAAUUUUGAACAAGUUUAGGAAAAUUUUGAUCUUUUAGAAUAUUUUUUGGAGGAGACAAUUGGCUAAGUACGAGUGGAAAGUGUUCCAAUAUGAACUCCUUUCGUUUGCAAGCAGACCAUAUGCAGUCAGAUGCAUCUUUGGUCACAAGCGUACGAAAAGCUACGAGUGUUGAUGAAACAGCUCCUAAAAGAAAGCAUGUACGUAGUUGUAUCGUUUUUACGUGGGAUCACCACACCGCCAAACCAUUUUGGGUUGCCGUAAAGGUACAGCCAUUGUUCGCUAGCGAAAUACAGACUUUUAAGGCCUUAAUUACUGUGCACCGAGUGUUACAAGAAGGUCAUAGAUCUGCAUUAAAAGAUUCGCAACCAGAAAGAGGUUGGCUUAAGACAUGUGCUCGUCAAUUUCCUGGUGGAGAAGGUAUGAAAGGGUACAGUGGCUUGAUUCGAGAUUACGUUGACUACCUGUUGGAUAAGCUUGCUUUUCAUAGUCAACAUCCCGAGUUCAAUGGAACUUUCGAAUACAAGGAAUACAUUAGUCUUCGACAAGUCGACGAUCCCAAUGAAGGUUAUGAAACAGUUUACGACAUGAUGAAUCUCCAAGAUCAUAUUGAUGAUUUUCAAAAGCAAAUCUUCUCUUCCUUUAAGCGUUCGAGUAAGAACGAAUGCCGAAUUUCUGCUUUGGUUCCGUUGGUACAGGAGUCUUAUGGUAUUUACCGGUUUCUAAUAAGCAUGCUGCGUGCAUUAUACAAGACUAUAGAUGCCGCUGAUACUUUAGAACCUUUGAAGCAAAGGUAUAAGUCUCAACACCAUCGUCUUCGUCAAUUCUACGCAGAUUGCUCCAACCUUCGUUACCUUACUAGUUUAAUCUCUGUUCCUCGUCUUCCUCAUGAGCCUCCAGAUUUGGAGGGCGAUGACAAUCUUCCAGAAUUACCAAAGCGGCCUGCUUCCAUAGCGCCACAGCCAACCGGUACAUCUUCCAUUGGUCCUCAACGAACUGGUGGUUCUUCUCCAGUAGAUAUGAGCUUUCCGUCGGCCAGUGAUAUAGAACCUGCUCCUAGUUACAAUGAGCCUGAAUCGAUCCAAGAUUUCUGGUCUGAACCUGCGUACGACCAACAAAUUGCUGCGCAACAACAAUCUCUCGCGGCUCAGCAAGCUGCUGAAAUGGAACGCCAGCGUCUUGCUGCUCAACAACAUCAACAAGCAAUGGAAGCUAUUCAAAAGGCUCAAAUGGAUCAGCAACGAGUUGCUCAAGAACAAAUGCUUCAACAACAGAUGCAAAUGCAAAGUCAAGGACAACUUGCUGGUAUGGAACAGCAGGUUGCUGCCACUAAAGCUCAGUUGGAACAAAGUAAUAUGCUUCUUCAUCAGUAUGAUGCUAGAGUAAGAGCAUUAGAAAACGAGUUAAAUCAGUCAGGUCUUAAUUUACAAGAUCAAAUGCAUCAAAAUGACGAUUUAAUUGAUUCUUUGAGAAGUCAAAUUAACACCUGGAAGAGCAAAUACGAGGCACUAGCUAAGCUUUAUACGCAGUUGCGUCAAGAACAUUUGGAUCUAUUAACUAAGUAUAAGCAGCUUCAGCUUAAAGCAAACUCUGCACAAGAAGCCAUUGAAAAGAAAGAAAGAAUGGAACGUGAAAUUAAGAGUAAGAAUCUUGAGCUCGCUGAUAUGAUCCUUGAGCGCGAUCGUGCUCGUCAUGAAUUGGAUUCAAUGCAACGUUCUCAACGCGACAAACAGGAGACUAGUGAGCGUGAGCUACGCUUGCUACAGGAUAAAGCAAGAAGCCUUGAAAGCAACAAGUCAGCUGAAUUAUCCAAUUUGUUAAACCGAUAUAAUAGGGAAGUCACGCAGUUAGAAGAAAGCCUGCGUAUGAGAGAUCAAGAGAUGGAAAGUUUACGUCAAGAAUUAAGUACCUCUGAAGCUCAGUACCGUAAACUCUUACAAGAAAAAGAAGAAGAAGUGGAAAUCCAAAAGGCUGCCGUUGAUGAAUCUCUCUUGCAGUUAAAGAACCUUCAACUAGAUCGCAGCGAUGUUGACCAAGCUAUGGACUCACAGAUUGAUGAUUUGUUAAAGUCACAACUUGAAAAGUUAAGUGAUAUAGUUAACUCUGUACUCUUUACCGGUAUUCAACGUUUAGACGCUAGUUUGCAUGAGUUGGAUUCUCCUAUGCAUGCAGGAAAUCAAUAUGCAACACCGGAAUUUGUUUUAUCCAUUAUUGAAGAUACAAGUAAUCGCUGUACGGAAUUUGCAACGGCAUUUAACAACUACUUUGCCGAUGGACCUAACGCUGAUCAUUCUGAAGUUAUCAACAGUGUCAACCUCUUUUCAACGUCCAUGUCGGAGGUAUCUAAUAACUGUAAGGGUUUGAGUCGUUCUACUGGUGAUGAUCAAGGAUCCGAUCAGUUGGUAUCGCAAACACGACAACUGAUUGAUUUAGCGAAGCGAUUUUUGUCUAGCUUGUAUUCUCAUUCUACUGUACAUAUGGAUGUUGACCAGAAAACGGAUAUGGUCAUUAACAAGAACGUAGAAAUACAACAACGCUUACAGCAUUUAUCUCAGUACAGUGAAAAAUUCCUAAACAAGGAAUCUGAAAGCGCGGUUGGUCUAUUAAGUGCAGGAGGUGACAAUAUUGAAGAACUGGUAGACAAGCAGUUGGCUGAGACAGCUAAUGCUGUUCAAAAUGCUAUCCUCAAGUUGCAAGGCCUGGCCGCUCAACCGAAAAAUAUCAAUUUGUCUCCUUCUGAAUUGCAAGUACAUGAUUCAUUAUUAGCUGCUUCAAUCGCUAUAACAGAAGCGAUAGCUAGACUAAUUAAAGCUGCCACUGCAUCUCAAGCCGAAAUUGUAGCACAAGGAAAAGGAUCUAGUUCUAGAGGUGCAUUUUAUAAAAAGCAUAACCGAUGGACAGAAGGACUUAUUUCUGCUGCUAAGGCUGUGGCUCGUGCAACCGUCACACUGAUAGAGACAGCUGAUGGAGUGAUUAACGGUAAAGCUAGUUUCGAGCAUUUAAUUGUAGCAUCGAAUGGUGUAGCAGCUGCUACAGCUCAGUUGGUUGCCGCUUCGCGAGUCAAAGCAAACUUUGCAUCCAAGACACAGGAUCAUUUGGAAGAAGCUGCCAAAGCCGUUACAGAUGCAUGUAAGGCCUUAGUAAGACAAGUGGAGACUAUGGCAUUGCGUUCAAAGGAAAUGGAGCACGAAGAUUUCUCUAAUCUAGGUGUUCACGAGUAUCGUCGUCAAGAGAUGGAACAGCAAGUGCAAAUCCUGAAAAUAGAAAAUGAGUUGGUUGGAGCUCGUCGCCGUCUUUUUGAUAUGAGAAAAACUUCUUAUCAUGUUGCUGAUGAGUAACUUAUUCAUUCUUUUUACGUAUAGUUAUGACAAGAAAAAAAUUUUUUCGUACACAUAUAUGGUUAGAUUAUUCUAAGCAGAAGUGUUGCAUUUUAUUAUUUUAGUUAUUAUGUAAAUACAAAUGCCAAAUCUUUUACUUUCAUAGAGGUUUACGUUUGGUAGGUAUAGACCAAAAAAUCAUUAAG